AUGGCUUCGAAACGCAUUACUAAGGAGUUGAAGGAUCUGCAGAAGGACCCUCCCGUUUCCUGCAGUGCUGGCCCUGUUGGUGAUGACAUGUUUCAUUGGCAAGCUACUAUCAUGGGUCCAGCAGACAGCCCUUAUGCCGGUGGUGUAUUCCUGGUCACCAUUCACUUCCCACCGGAUUAUCCAUUUAAACCACCAAAGGUUUCCUUCCGAACCAAGGUAUUUCACCCUAACAUAAACAGCAAUGGAAGUAUCUGUUUGGACAUUCUGAAAGAGCAGUGGAGUCCUGCCCUUACAGUUUCUAAGGUGCUACUGUCAAUUUGCUCCCUAUUGACAGAUCCCAACCCAGAUGAUCCUUUGGUGCCUGAUAUUGCACAUAUGUACAAGACAGACAGGGCAAAGUACGAGAGUACCGCCCGUUCUUGGACUCAGAAAUACGCCAUGAGCUAG
Molecule: messenger RNA, 447 nt
Organism: Sphenostylis stenocarpa
Lineage: Eukaryota; Viridiplantae; Streptophyta; Magnoliopsida; Fabales; Fabaceae
Source: the annotation of a GenBank genome assembly